Molecule: messenger RNA, 1683 nt
Organism: Lasiosphaeria miniovina
Lineage: Eukaryota; Fungi; Ascomycota; Sordariomycetes; Sordariales; Lasiosphaeriaceae
Product: ASXH domain-containing protein
Exons: 3
Coding region: 335-1468 (377 amino acids)
Source: RefSeq, a predicted model, not a curated record
GGGAACCAGCCGUUGAAACCUGAGUGGAUGAGCUCUCAAGGCUAACCAAUGCCCACCUCGGAAUCAGCUCAGCCUUGUACUUGUGUUUCAUUCACUUCAUCUGAUCCAACCUCACCUGGCCAUUCCGCCUUCAUUUUGCCCAUGUCCCUCUCGGGGAUGGGCUGAGAAUUGUUUUACCAACACUUGCCUAGACAAGAUAGCUCAGCUCUGUGCGUCUUUUCAGUUUUCUUGGCUUCAGCAACUGUUGAAAGAUUCAUUCAACAUCUUUCCUUCCCAUUUUUAGCGCACCCUGCUACCUCUAUCCGACCGCGUCGGAUUCGGAAAGACGAACAAAAUGGCGACCGCGUUCCGGCAUGGCGUCAACUCUCCAAUUUCAUCACCUCCGAGGAGCAUCAUCGAGGUAAGAGACGGCAUUUCCGCCCACACCUUCGACCAUGACACCACGUCAACUGGCGACGCAUCCUACAUCGUAGACGAGCUGUUAGGGAUGGAGACCCGAGCAAGCGCCAGGGCGGCGGCUAAGAAGUCGGCAGUGAAUGGAAGAGAUGCAGAGCUCGACGAGUCGGCCACAAUUCAGUGCGCCGGUGACGGUGAUGAUUCUGGUGCCGAUGAUGAAGAUGGCAACUACGACGAACACGACGGUGAUGGUGACGACAGCGUUCGUGUUGACCAAGCCGCAUCUCUGAAGCGCAAGGCGGGUCCCCGAAGCCGGCCCCCUUCAACCUCGUCCAAGAAGCCGCGUCGUGCGGCAGUCGCCCCUAAAAAGCCCACCAGAGAUAAGAAAUGGGAGUCCCCAUUUGUCUACACCGACCCCAAAUCGCCGCUUACGCAAGCUGACCUGAGAGCUAUCCUGCUUCUUCCUGAAGCGUGGGGUAUUCUAACGCCAGAAGAGAGGCAGGAGGUGCUGGCCAAGUUCCCUGACAAGAUGCAUAUCUUGGAUUCUGGAACCGAGGCUGCUCGCCCAAACCCCGAGUCGCUGCGCAACGACGACAACUUUAGGCACGACUGCACUCGCUACUGCGAGAACCUUGAGCUUGGCCAAUAUGACGAUGACUGGCUGUACCAAGCAUGGACCGCCCACGAGAAACACAAGCGUGGCGACUUUGACCGCCAUCUCCAGCGGAGAUUCGAGGAAGACUGGCGGAUGAAACUGCCUGAGGACCACCUUCCUUCUAGACUCCACAGGCAACAGAACCAUGAAGAGUCGCUACCUGGUUCUAGUCGGGAGCCUUCGGGCGAAGCUGCGAGUCCCAAAAACCCCGACGCGGACCUAAAUUGUGGUGAAGAAGGCGGCGCAGAGCAGAAAGAUGACCCGAAAUGUGCCGGAAAACCAGGAGAUACACUCAAUUCCAGAACCGCUCCCAAGAUUGCUCAUGAUCCAGAACCGAAGUUCACCACACUCUCCUCCAUGCCAGCCGCCCCUGCUGAGAAAAAUUCCGGAGAGGACUCAAAGAAGGAACCUGAAUGAUGCGGGAAUAGCCUCAAUCGCCUGCACCCCGCCAAGACUGGCUGAGUGCCCCGCACCUGCAGGCACGUGCCUGCACCUGUAUAUUACGUAAUAUAGAUCAGUUAUAGGCGGUGUCAGAAGCGGUGUGAGCAGGCAGUAUCGCUAUACAGCCUCCGAGGGUAUUACCCACGGUCGCACACACCACUCUUCCACCAACCUUCAACCUUCUACACACU